Messenger RNA from Cydia pomonella (codling moth), 3825 nucleotides. RefSeq names its product sorting nexin-12 (gene Snx3). The transcript has 4 exons. Lineage: Eukaryota; Metazoa; Arthropoda; Insecta; Lepidoptera; Tortricidae. The record is from RefSeq and is a predicted model, not a curated record. Gene Ontology annotation, cellular component: retromer complex; early endosome membrane. Gene Ontology annotation, biological process: endocytic recycling; late endosome to Golgi transport. Bases 85 to 588 code for a protein of 167 amino acids. Gene Ontology annotation, molecular function: phosphatidylinositol-3-phosphate binding.
UUUAAACGUCAAAUCAUGUCAUUUCCUUUUGAUUAGUGGGCCGUCCGAUUAUUAAGUUUGUGAUUGUUUGUGAAAUAAAGCGUAAUGAUGGCUGCUGAGGACACAACAGCGGACGCGACGAGGCGGUUAAAUGUUAAGAAACAAACGCUGGACGACGCGUAUGCGGCGCCGGCCAAUUUCCUCGAAAUUGACGUGGUGAACCCAGUGACGACAAUGGGAGUCGGGAAGAAACGCUAUACGGAUUAUGAAGUCCGCAUGAGGACCAAUCUGCCCGUGUUCAAAGUGAAGGAGUCGAGCGUGAGGCGGCGGUACAGCGACUUCGAGUGGCUCAGAAACGAAUUAGAACGAGACAGUAAGAUUGUGGUACCACCUUUGCCAGGCAAAGCUUUAAAGAGGCAAUUGCCUUUCCGUGGAGAUGAUGGCAUAUUUGAAGAGGAAUUUAUAGAGGACCGCAGAAAAGGCUUAGAAACGUUCAUCAACAAGAUAGCCGGGCACCCGCUAGCACAAAACGAGCGCUGCCUGCACAUGUUCCUGCAGGAGCCGACCAUCGACAAGAACUACGUCCCCGGCAAGAUACGGAACACAUAAUAAUCACACUCCGCCCAACUUUGGAACAAUUCUGCUCAUACAAUCUAUAUUUAAGCAGAUAAGUUGUAAACUACUUUUUAAAGGAGAGAUACUUUUGGUUGUAGGGUGAUGUUUAGAUAUGUUUUAGAUGUAUACAAGGGGGUAAAUUAGUAUUAAGAAUAUCAUACACAGGAUAAUAUUGCUCCCAUCUUUUAACUAUUCUGAUAAAAAAAUCCAGGCAUUCUCUGUAAUUGUCUUUGUAAUAUGACAUCUUUCUCAAAAUAAUUGCUCUUUAAAAUCAGUAAGUGAAAUAAGUCACGUCUAAUAUUAGACUACCCAUCUUUUUAAUAGAAAGAGUUAGAAACGAAAGGGUGCUAUUAUAAACAAAUUUUGCGUGAGAAAAAGAUCUCUUAUAUUCUCUAUGUGUAUGAGUAGGUAUUGGCAUAAUCAAUUGAAUUAAGAUCUCAUCAAGUGUUUGUUUUAACCCAGGAGUUCUAUGUAAAUUGGUAAGUGUCUUUUCUUUAAAAAGUAGUUUUAUACAAUACAUAUUCACUAGGUGAAAGUUUUAAUUUAGUUUCCAUGCUCUGAUAGUUUGGACUUUGGAGGCUGAGUCAGAUAAAUUCUAGAGUUUUAGUCAAAUUUGAAAUAACUGUUUAUUAAUAUCACUGUUAAAAUAACAAAUAGUUGACAAGUUAACUUGGACUGAGAGUUUAAAGAAUACAUCUGGGUUUAACCAAGAUAAAUCACUACACAAAUUGUUAUAAUGACUAAAGUUCUCAAGUCUACAACACAAUGAUUUUUCCUUGACAAGACUUUGUACUUGUCAUUGAUAAUUAAUGACCCUGGCUCUUCGGUCCAGCUAUUAUUUAAAAUACUAAUUAUCUAUUUACACUAAUAACUUAUUUGUUUAAAUUACACUAACAGCACUAAUAAUUAAAUGGGGGGAUUGUUCCAAAGUAAUAGAUAAUGUAUCAGUGAUCAUAUUAAAAUAUCACGAAUGCAAUAACCGCGAGCGAUGGAAAAUAACGACGGAUUUCUUAUACGGCACUGCAUUCCACAGAUUAAAAAUAUAUUUAUUUUUGCGUUCAGACUGCAACGAUCUGGUGCGAACAGUGAAUCAUUAUGCUGUGUCUACAUUUGAGUACUCAACGUUAUUCGCUGUGACACGACUCAAAUGUGUAGACAUUAAUAAAAUUAGAACAAAAUUAGUUAUUGUUUGAAAUUAAGCAAUAUUAUUGGAAUUGUUGAAAUUGUUUAGCGUUCAUAAUCUCUAUGUAUAUUCAGUUAGCAUUGCGAGUAAUUAUAUGUUAUAGUCAAUAGAUUAAACAUUAAGGUAAUUUUACUUUAUUUUGUAUACAUAAAAUCUCAUUGGUUUGUAUUCAUUCGCCAUUUUUUUUCAAUUAAUUUCCUGCGCAAGAGACCUCUAAAACGAGACAUUACUUCUCCCUCUCAUAUAGUGGGGUCUCUUUUCCGCGGGAGUUUCAUCAUGUUUGAGCUAGCUAAGUGUAUUUAUUACCCUGGUUUUUUGGUAUGAGUUAAGAUGCUUCUGGCCUAGAUUGUUAACGGAAAAAAGAUCGGAAUUGUUUCGAUAUUUCAAAAUGAAGUUGAAGUCGAAUCGAUUUAAAGAUGGCGAAAAACGAAAUAAACAAUUCUAGGCUCGAAGCAUUCAUGGGAUUAUAAUCUAAUUAGACUUAUAUUUAGUUUAAACUUAGAUUAAAAAUUAAAAACAUAGGCAGCCACAACACCGUUUUAUAAGAACUUAUGACCUUUCUUAUUAUUAAGCAUACACAAUUGGCGUACAUAUGUGACACUGAUAAGUCAGUCUAAGCCUAGAGUCGGUCCAACUACCUCUCUGCAGCAUAUUUGAUAGCAACGAGGGGGGUGGGGUUAGGGUCGGCAACGCGCAUGUAACUCCUCUGGGGUUGCAGGUGUACAUAGGCUACGGAGACUGCUUACCAUCAGGCAGGCCGUAUGCUUGUUUGCCAGCGUGUAGUAUAAAAAAAAAUACUGUGGAAGUGUUAUUUUAAACGUCAUAAUUUCAUAGACAUUUGAUGUUUAUGAUAACACUUCCACGCUCUGUGCUGUCAAAUUAGAUGCAUAGUUAGCUCGGUCUAACUCUAUUAAUCUAAUAAGAUUUAAGCCAUAUAUGUGCAGAACUACAGCUGUUUUACUCAUUUUAAAAACAUAAUUUUUUUUUUUCUGUAGGUUAAAAACGACCCAAUAGGCAUAUAUGGGUUUAAUAGUAAGACGUCAUAAGAUCUUAUGUCGGUUCCGUGGCAGAAACUUCACCUAUGUAAAUUCCUGUAACACCAAGCAGGCGUUUGGGUAUUAUUCCACUCUAGAGUUCUUCGAUUAGUAUUCAAAAUUUGCUGUCAAAGUCAAAAAUAUCUAAACAGCCAAAGUGACAAAAAUAAGAACACGACUACAUUUUAUUUUAGUCACUUGGAAUACAAAUAAAAUAGAUUCUCAUCGAAGAAACGCUAGUGUGUUGUCUAUGGUACGAUUUUUAAAAUCGAGUUCUAUUCGAGAUUCUCUAUCUCAAAUUUUAUCGAUUCGAGAAUCGGACCAAUGGUGACCAUUCGCCGAUAAUCGAAGUAUUUUCAACAGUGCCUGCAGGCAUAGGUAAAUGAAUUGACUUUUUAAAAAUAUUUUUCGCCAUGGGUGUACAAAAUUGGUAAUUGGAGGCAUGCUUUCGAAAGGUCGUACUGCGUCAUUCGCACGAGUUGAUUGCCUUUAGGAGAGAUAAGGACAUCGCUAUAGCAAAGUCUUUGUCUGAUGCAGUACUUCUAGGACUUUUUCUUGCCAACGACUAGUUCUAAAAUAAGUGCUUUCCACACUAAUCACGCCCACGUUUUCAUAUUGUAACGUAUAUGUUGGAAUUGUUAUCGUCAGUUUAAGGCAAUUUUUUAUUACGCGGGCCGUACGAUUGAUCGCCUCUAAAAAAAAAUUGAAAUGGCAGUCAACUCGUGAGCAACAUUUCAGUGUCUUUUCAAGAGGACUUAUUUUUGUAUGGUUUUCAUAGAGAAAUAAGCACUUUUGAAAGUCACUUCUUAAGAUACGAUUUUUCUAAAGUCGCCAUGUAAUGUAGUUUUAUAUAAUUAUCUAAUUUGAACAGCAUGUGUUGUCGGUUAGGAUAAAUGACUGUUUAGAUAUACAGAGAGUAUAAAUGUCAGGUAUCUGUCUAACGCCAGUUAACAUUCGGUUACGUAUUAUGUCGAUCAUAAUAGGGUAUAAUGAAAUAAAUUUGCUAUCAUGUCA